CGCGCGCUCGGACGGUGCUUGCAGAAGAGCAAGUCGCAAGGAGGUUGUUGGGGCUCCGUUCCUGGAGGCAACGUGGGCUGGUGCUGCCCUUUUCAGGCGUAGCGAGCAGCAAGCGAGCCCGAUGCCGUCGAGCUUCAUCGGCAAUGCCCUCCGGGGCACCUUCUUCCUCAUUUUUGGUCUCUGGUGGUCCGUGAAGUACCCGCUCAAGUACCUCAGGCGGAAGGCGAACGCCGAGGAUCAGCCAAGCUAUGGCGCCCAGCGCCUGGAAGUCCUCGAAGGGACGGUCAAAGCCUUCUUCGCCCUCGCAGGCAUCCUGGCCGAGCAAUUUGCUCCUGCCGGUCCCCACCUGCUGCUCUACAGUGCCGAGACGCACAGCUGGACGGACCUGACCCCCUGGCACUACACCACCAUGUACCUCUUCUUCCUCCUCUCCGGCGUCGUGGAGGUCGUCUCGCAUUCCCCCCUCAAGCUGCCCCUCGGCUUGGAUCAUCUCGCGCUGGCCAUAGCUCUGCUCAUGGAAGGCUUGCUCUUCUGUUCCCGCGACUACAGCGAGGCUGCGCUGGGUGGUCACCUCCGCUGCCUGCUGGCCACGGGCAUCUUCGCCGGAGCGCUCUGUGCGCUCCUGGAAGUGUUCAUCCGAGACCACUUGGUCCUGGAGCUCUUCCGGACCAGCUCCUUCCUCCUGCAGGGCUCCUGGUUCUGGCAGAUGGGGUUUGUGCUGUCCCCUCCGUGGGGAGGCCCGGGCUGGGAUCCCGCCGACCGCGGCAAUUUCGUGUUCCUCACCAUGUGCUUCUGCUGGCACUACGCCGGCGCCCUCGCCGUCAUGGCAGCCAACGCCGUCGCCUCUCGCUGCUGCAACGAGUCCUGCCAGCUGAAGUUUGGGGACAUCGACGUGGAGCUGGACUGCGGCAUGUGCAUCCGCAAGGGCAAGAGCGCCCGCGGCGCCCUGCUGCCGGAGAGCGGCCCGGACGACAAGUGAGUCCCCGCUCCGUCCGAAACUUCUUCCCGGCGUUUUCAAGCUCUACGGAUCGGGUUUGGGAUUUGUCUCGUCAAAUGAAGCCGACGCUUGGUAACGGAGCAUGGGAAGGGGAAAGCAUGAGGUGGACGGCCCAGCGCUGCAGUGUAAGGACUUGUCCCCUUCCCACCCAACUCCCUUGCCUUCAUCUAACGGUAGCACGUGCCAAGGAGGCUCCUUGGAGGGAGAGUUUUUAGUUUUCUGGGCUGCAAAGCUCGGGCUGUGAACGGCCCCACCGGUAGCUCUCACGCUGGUUCAAGUAGAGCGUUUUGGGGGUCCUUUUUGCACAAGGCUUGAUGUGUACAGAGCAAAUGUGGCCACCAAUAAAGUGCCUUAAUG
This is a messenger RNA of Nothoprocta perdicaria, 1354 nucleotides long. Its product is annotated as transmembrane protein 45B-like. The transcript has 6 exons. Bases 122 to 979 code for a protein of 285 amino acids. NCBI's taxonomy places the organism in Eukaryota, Metazoa, Chordata, Aves, Tinamiformes, Tinamidae. The record is from RefSeq and is a predicted model, not a curated record.